UUUUAUGCAGUGUAGGUCCUCAUUCUCUCCAAAACAACUGUCACAAACCCAUGACUACAUGUAUCUAAUAUAAUCAUGGCCAUGUACAAAAGAAAACAAACAAGUUACACUGCUUUUCUGCUUAUCCCUAUUGGAUUCCUUAUAAUGGCAUUCUGCAAAUGUAUAUGGGGACAAAGUCCAAAUUCCUUACGCAAAACAUGAGAUGAGAUAGAGAAUGAACAGAAGGGUCCCCUUCAAGUGCCUUUCAAGUUUUAAGUGCGCCAUAAUUAAUUUUGUUCUCCAUUUAAGGCAUGUCAGUAUGUGACCAGCAAAGUCUGUUGUCUGCUAUAGCCUAUAGGGAGAGAAUAAACACUUAUUAUAUGAGAGGUCCUACUCCUAUCUCAGUAAUAGCCUUAUCCAUCCUCUUCAUUCCUAGCUUAGUAAAACCUCAUCUCCACAAAAAGAAUGUGAUAUUUUUAACAUAUACUCCACAAUACAAAUAUGUCAAAGACAGCUACAACAUCUACUCUACUUGAGCUUCUCAUGGAAAUGAAGAAGCAAUCCUACCCAGAAGUACUCACUUUCCACCCAAAAUCACCAUCCCAAUUCCCCUCUGAAUGCUGGUUCGACGACGCAUGCAUCCUCGACAUGGAUUACUUUGUGAAGACCCUCUCCGGCAUCAAGGCCAAAGGCGUCCGCGCAGACCUCAUCGGCUCCAUCAUCACGCACUACGCCUCCAAAUGGCUCCCUGACCUCUCUUCCGACGACAUGGCCGAAAAGGGUCUCACACAGUUCGAGGAAUCGACUGAGAGUGUCACCACUUCAUGGAUGAAGAAGAGGUUCUUCAUGGAAACCUUGGUUGGUGUUCUGCCUCCUGAGAAGGACGCCGUCCCCUGCAACUUCCUCCUCCGCCUCCUCAGAACCGCCAACAUGGUUGGCGUUGAGGGCAGUUACAGGCGAGAGCUGGAGAAGCGCAUUUCGUGGCAGUUAGACCAGGCUUCGUUGAAGGAGCUUGUGAUACCUUCUUUCAGUCACACUUGUGGGACUCUGUUGGAUGUUGAAUUGGUGAUUAGGCUGGUGAAGAGGUUCGUGAGCUUGGAUAGUGAAGGGGCUAAGAGCGGUGCUGCUUUGCUUAAAGUGGCGAAGUUGGUUGAUUCGUAUCUUGCUGAAGCUGCUAUGGAUGCCAAUUUGAGCUUGUCUGAGUUUGUUACUCUUGCGGGUGCUCUUCCAAGUCAUGCAAGAGCAAUAGAUGAUGGAUUGUACAGAGCCAUUGACACUUAUCUAAAAGCACAUCCAAGUGUGUCAAAGCAAGAAAGGAAGGGUCUGUGCAGGCUUAUUGAUUGCCGGAAACUGACACAAGAGGCUUCACUUCACGCAGCUCAAAACGAACGCUUCCCUGUGAGGGCGGUGAUUCAGGUUCUCCUCUCCGAGCAAACCAAACUGAACCGCCACACGGAGUGGAGCGGCUCCAUCAUGAGUGGCGGCCCGAGCCCAAAUGGUGGCGGCUGGUUUGACACGGCGCGGUGCCUGUCGAAGCGCGAGAUAAACGCUCAGCAUGUGGAGAUAAGGAAGCUGAAGGAGGACGUGCAGAGGCUGCAAGGGCAGUGCAGCGCCAUGCAGGUGCAGAUGGAGAAGAUGGUGGAGAAGAAGAAAGGUUUCUUCAAGUGGAAGAAGUUCCCAUUCAGCAAAGGGGAGAGUGCAGUGUUGGAGAAAACGGAACAAGAUGGAGUUGAGUUUGAAAGGCAAACACCUGGUGCUGCCACUAAUGUGGACAUGAAAACCAGGUUAGUGACUGUCAAAGGGAAGACUCCUCAGAAGUGGAGGAAAUCCAUGUCCUGAAACAGCAGCAACAACAACUGAUGAAAUCAAGAUUACAUAGGUAGUUCACCUAGUUUCCUUGUUUGUGUUUGUUAUAUUGAGCAAAUUAUAAGUGUGAGGAAUAAGAAAUAAAAUAACAAUAUUAAUCAA
This is a messenger RNA of Lotus japonicus, 1947 nucleotides long. Its product is annotated as root phototropism protein 3-like. Lineage: Eukaryota; Viridiplantae; Streptophyta; Magnoliopsida; Fabales; Fabaceae. The coding region runs from base 481 to 1818 and encodes 445 amino acids. The record is from RefSeq and is a predicted model, not a curated record. The transcript has 3 exons.